GCUGUAUCGUUAACUUGAGUUACGCUGCCUGCUGAAAAAGCUUGAAAACUUCCCUCGAGUGUUGACAAGCAAAGAAAGAGACUGAUCUAUCAGCUGAAAUGCAAGAGUUGAGUCACAUCUAAAACAUUCGACUGCUGUGGAGAAUGCAUUUGACCAGGCCAAAGUCCUCGAAAGGGCGUAGUCGACCCAACCUGAGCCACACGCCAAACAUGGAUGUGGCUGACAGCUUCCACAACACACCACUGAUCCCGAAGCCUCCUUCAAUGGGCUACGACAGGUCAGAUCGUUGCCUCCGCUCCCGCUCUCAAUCCCUCUUCAGGCAGAGCAGCCAGCUGAGCGUGAAACAAGACCCAGACUACCUAGAUACUGUUCCCAAGGUACCCUCUCUUCCCUUCCCUUGGAACAAAUACAAGCCCCUCCCCUCUAUUGAGAAGAAGACGUCAGAGGAGGGUAUCUCUUUGAGGGGCAUGGAGGAGAAGACAUCCAAGCUCAGUCUGUCCGACAGCCUCAUUGUCCAGGCUCGGCAAGGGCACGGGGAGCAGCAGCUGUCCUCAGUGAGGACCCGAGCAGAAUCCCAGAGCAACCCGGAGAUAGGCAACGUGUCAGAGGUGCUUUGCAAGGUCUGCCCCACUCCCAACCUCAGCGUGAUGGCCACAACCCCAGAGGCAGAAAACCCAUCAGUAUUCUCCCCUGGCACUCCUGAUCCUUUGAGCUUACUCCUUGCCAUCCGGGCUCCGUGUGGUAGGAGGUUUGAGUACCACUUCCUACCCACAGACACCCUACUGACGGUGCUUGCCAGUGCAGAGGCCAGGUAUGGGGCCAGAUAUGAGCAUGGUUACAUUGAGAUCGUGGAUGGCUACAUUAAGAGUGUUGUGGAUAGACCCCUCCGAAGGACAUUCACAGACCUGAACAUGACUUUGGCCCAAUGUGGCAUCUUAAAUAGAUCAGUACUGUGCAUCUUUCAGGAGGAUAUGGACUCUGCCUGAACUCAAGAUGGAUGACACAGUAUAACAACAAACAUUAAAGUUAUGACAAGUAGGCCUAUAUAUUAUAUUAACAAUGAAGCCAUAUGUUUUUAGAGGAGAGUGCUUGUUUCCAUUGUAAAGAGGAGCUUAGGAAGGUGUGUUUUGCGUUUAAGGUUUUAAAAAAUAAAAUUAAAAUAGCCUUUUCUCACAGCCACUGUGCCACAAAAUAAGCCCAGACAGACAUACUUUAGGUAAGUAAUCUUUAUUACAAUCACCAUUUAGAAAUGAUAAAACCAAAAAAAGUGCAGAAAGUAGAAGAGAAGAGAUUCAGCAGAGGCUAUUUUAGCUUUCAUAGCCAAGGUAAACACUAAACUCUUGUUUAGUUCAAGCAGUCCAAAUAUAAAUCAUAUUCACUGGAGGUAGAAAAACAAUUCAAUGGUGUUUUGCUCAAUAAAGCUUUACCUCUUGAAAUAGAUCUAAUAUUUAUUCCUAACCACUUAGGUAUAUUCCAUACAAUAUUAUUUUACUUGGUAAAAGUGACCAACUUCUGUCAGGUGACAGAAUAAGCUUGAAUGUGACUGAACAAAACUUGUUUCCACUGAAACAACCUCCUGCAAUAGAGAUUUGCAGAACCUAUUGGGGAAAAAAAUUAAAUAAGAGGGAGCAACUGCUCCAAUACUUGCAGUAUUACUACAAUGGAAUCUUUGGAUUAUUGUGAGGCACACAUCUAAACAAUCAAGAAUGUAUUUAGUGUUGUGAUCCUGAAAUGCUUUAUAUCACUUGAGGAUUGUUAGUCUAGACUGAUCAUGAGUUGCCUGCCUUCUCAUUAAUAAGGAAUGGACAUUUCUCCAGUUUGGGUACUACUUCCCAUUUGCUCAACUUCAA
Oncorhynchus gorbuscha (pink salmon) is the source of this 1850-nucleotide messenger RNA. RefSeq names its product UBX domain protein 10 (gene ubxn10). The transcript is spliced from 2 exons. NCBI's taxonomy places the organism in Eukaryota, Metazoa, Chordata, Actinopteri, Salmoniformes, Salmonidae. Bases 144 to 986 code for a protein of 280 amino acids. The record is from RefSeq and is a predicted model, not a curated record.